Truncatella angustata is the source of this 1665-nucleotide messenger RNA. Its product is annotated as FACT complex subunit pob-3. NCBI's taxonomy places the organism in Eukaryota, Fungi, Ascomycota, Sordariomycetes, Amphisphaeriales, Sporocadaceae. The record is from RefSeq and is a predicted model, not a curated record. The transcript has 2 exons. The coding region runs from base 1 to 1665 and encodes 554 amino acids. Gene Ontology annotation, cellular component: nucleus; FACT complex. Gene Ontology annotation, molecular function: DNA binding; nucleosome binding; histone binding.
AUGUCAGCAAUAGAGAGCUUCGACAACAUCUUCCUUGACCUCUCCAAAGAGAGCGGCAAGUGUCGAUUCUCCGAAAACGGCCUUGGCUGGAAGCCCUCGGGCGGCGGCAACACCUUCACCCUCGAACGAAACGACAUCGCAAGUGGUCAAUGGAGUCGCGCAGCCAAGGGAUACGAGGUCAAGAUCCUCAAGCGAUCAUCCGAAGUCAUUCAACUGGAUGGCUUCCAGGAGGAUGAUCUGCAGAGGCUAACUAAGGUCUUCAAGAACUGGUACAGCAUCAACUUGGAGACCAAGGAGCAUGCGUUGAGAGGAUGGAAUUGGGGCAAGACCGAGUUCACGAAAGCGGAACUCGUCUUCAACGUCCAGAACAAACCAGAUUUUGAGAUACCGUACUCGGAAAUCUCAAACACCAACUUGGCCGGUCGAAAUGAGGUCGCCAUCGAGUUCGCUGCCUCCGACGAAGCUGAUACAGGAACCAACGGACAUCUCGGUGGUGCACGUGGAAAGGGCAAGAAGUCGGGUGCUGGUGGAGACCAGCUGGUUGAGAUGCGCUUCUACAUCCCUGGUGUUACCACACGCAAAGAAACCGAAGGCGAGGAGGCCGGGAGCGAUGCCGAAGGCGAAGAGGAGAAGAAUGCCGCCACCCUGUUCUACGAAACGCUCAUUGAGAAGGCCGAGAUUGGUGAGACGGCUGGUGACGCCAUCGCUACCUUCCUUGAGGUCCUGCAUCUCACGCCCAGAGGACGUUUCGACAUCGACAUGUACGAAAGCUCUUUCCGACUACGUGGCAAAACCUACGACUACAAGAUUCAGUACGAGCACAUCAAGAAGUUCAUGGUCCUACCCAAACCCGACGAUCUACAUUGCAUGCUGUGUAUUGGUCUGGAUCCUCCCUUGCGCCAAGGUCAGACCCGCUAUCCUUUCCUGGUCAUGCAAUGCAAGAAGGACGAGGAGAUUACCAUCGACCUGAACUUGACGGAUGACCAACUCGAGGCCAGUUACAAGGACAAGAUACAGUCCCAUUACGAGCAGCCUAUUCACCAGGUUAUCACUUAUUGCUUCAAAGGCCUGGCGAACAAGAAGAUCGUCUCUCCUGCGAAGGACUUCCAAACUCACCGCCAACAAACUGGCAUCAAGUGCUUUAUCAAGGCCAGCGAAGGAUUUUUGUAUUGCCUUGAAAAGGCAUUCAUGUUCGUUCCCAAGCCCGCUACCUACAUUAGCUAUGAUCAGACUGCCAGCAUCACAUUCAGUAGAGUGGGCGGUGCUGUAUCAACGCUUUCCACUUUCGACAUAACCGUUCACAUGAAGAACGGCGGUGGUGCAACGUCGUUCAGCAACAUCAACCGUGAAGACCUGAAGGCGCUUGAAGACUUCUUCAAGCUCAAGGGCUUGAGAGUCAAGAACGAGAUCGAGGAGGAGUCUAACCUUCUGGCGGCCGCCAUGCGUGCUGAGGCCCUGUCCGACAGCGAGGAGGAGGUGGUGCGUGGAGGCGCUGAUAGAGGUUCUGCUGAUGAGGACGAGGAGAGUGUGGACGAGGACUUCCGGGCAGACUCUGAAUCUGAUGUUGCUGAGGAGUACGAUUCAGCUCAUGAAUCCUCUGGGUCAGGGAGCGGCGAGAGUGGUGUCGAAGACGAAGACGAAGAGAUGCCAGAUGCUGAUGACUAA